AUGCGUCUUAGCCUUAGGUUGCUUAACAAAAUUCUACAAAUCCCAAAUUUAUGCAAAAGAACAGCUCAGCGUAAGGAAAGCAGCUUGAGUACUGGACGAUUACAGCCCAUUGUGCUGGUGCAUGGUGGAGCUGGGUCUAUAGACGAUGCCAAGGUGCCGGGCAUUAAGAUUGGCAUUAAGAGAGCAGCCCGCAGUGGCUACAAGCAGCUACAGCAGACGGGCAGCGUUUUGGACGCUGUGGAGCAGGCAGUAAAAUCGUUGGAGGAUGAUAGCCACUUUAAUGCCGGGUAUGGAAGCGUACUUACCUGGGAGGGCACCGUGGAAAUGGAUGCUGCCAUAAUGGAUGGCACUGAAAUGGAGGCCGGCUGCGUCUCUUUGGUCCGUGAUAUAAAGCAUCCUAUAACGCUGGCCAGGUGUGUCAUGGAGAAGUCACGGCAUCGCUAUUUGGCUGGCGAUGGCGCUAUGCAACUAGCCCGGAGCGAAGGAUUCGAUAUACUGCCCAAGGCGGCGCUGAUAACAGAAAUUGCACAAAAAUCGUUAAACGAUUACAAAGUACGCAGGAAUAAAUCGGAAAAUUGCAAGCUUCCCAUUCCACCAGGUACCGUUGGUGCCGUGGCAAUUGAUGCCUUCGGCAAUGUGGCAGCAGCGACAUCAACAGGUGGCACGAUGGGAAAACUACCAGGCCGGAUUGGUGACUCGCCACUGCUGGGUGCUGGCACCUAUGCAGAUAAUGAGAUUGGCGCCAUAUCAGCCACCGGACAUGGCGAGACCAUAAUGCGUUACAAUGUUGCCUCGCGCAUAUUGGCACUGGUGCAGCACAAGAAUUGUACAAUACAACAGGCAGCCGAACAAGUGCUUCAACAGAUGACCUUGCGUUUUAAGGAAACGGCUGGCAUAAUAGCUAUUGAUCACCGGGGACAGCUGGGCAUAUACUUUACAACGCCGCGCAUGUCUUGGGCCUAUCAGAAGGGAGAGGAGCUGCACAGCGGUAUCCAAGCGGGCGACAACCAGAUCGAGGUUGUAUGCGACGAAUCCUAA
Drosophila virilis is the source of this 1038-nucleotide messenger RNA. RefSeq names its product probable isoaspartyl peptidase/L-asparaginase GA20639. Gene Ontology annotation, cellular component: cytoplasm. Lineage: Eukaryota; Metazoa; Arthropoda; Insecta; Diptera; Drosophilidae. Gene Ontology annotation, molecular function: asparaginase activity; beta-aspartyl-peptidase activity. The record is from RefSeq and is a predicted model, not a curated record.